Messenger RNA from Trichoderma citrinoviride, 1044 nucleotides. RefSeq names its product cyclin. Bases 1 to 1044 code for a protein of 347 amino acids. The record is from RefSeq and is a predicted model, not a curated record. Gene Ontology annotation, cellular component: nucleus; cyclin-dependent protein kinase holoenzyme complex. The transcript has a single exon. Gene Ontology annotation, molecular function: cyclin-dependent protein serine/threonine kinase regulator activity; protein kinase binding. NCBI's taxonomy places the organism in Eukaryota, Fungi, Ascomycota, Sordariomycetes, Hypocreales, Hypocreaceae. Gene Ontology annotation, biological process: regulation of cyclin-dependent protein serine/threonine kinase activity.
AUGAUUGCCUACCUGGCCAGCGCUGCCCACAGCGUCAUUGCCUGCGACUCGACUCUGAUGCCCCCGCCGGCCCGGGAAUCCAAGAGUCACAGCCAGAGCCAGGACCGACCUCCCACUCCGCCUCACAGCCCCGAACCCCGGGCCGUGUGCAGCACUGACGAUGCCCUGCCCACGCUGGAAGAGUUCAUCACCCAGCUGGUCGUCUCGUCCAAUGUCCAGGUGCCCACCCUCAUGUCGACGCUGGUCUACCUCAACCGCCUCAAGGCCAAGCUGCAGCCCAUGGCCCGUGGCCUGCGGUGCACCACCCACCGCAUCUUCCUGGCCGCCCUGAUCCUCUCGGCCAAGUACCUCAACGACAGCUCGCCCAAGAACAAGCACUGGGCCAACUACACCCACAUGAACACCGACUACUACAGCUUCGGCUUCACCCGCACCGAGGUCAACCUGAUGGAGAAGCAGCUGCUGUUCCUCCUCGAGUGGGAGCUGAGGAUCACCGAGCACGAUCUGUACCGCGAGCUGGACUACUUCCUGGAGCCCGUGCGCAUCAAGAUUGCCGAGAGGCACGCGCGCAAGAUGCGCCACCGCGAGGAGAAGAAGCGCCAGCAGGAGAUGUACGCCGCCGCCGCCGCCGCAGCCCGGUACCCCAGCCCAGUCUCGUACCGCAGCUCCCGAUCUCGCCAUGCCAGCCCCGACCAUUACCGCGCCCACAGCAGCAGCGGCUCCAGCAACGGCUCCGUCUCCCCUCCCAGCUUGGUCUACAGCUCCAACAGCUCCGCCAGCUCCUAUGCCUCGUCCAUCGCCUCGAGCAGGCAGCAGUCGCCGUCUCCGUACAUGUAUGGCGCCAGCCAGGGCAGCCUGUACGACUCGCCCGUCGUUGUCAUGGACCGAGACGAGCCCAAGUCGCAGGCACCCAGCGUGCGAAUGCUCUCCUACGACAUCUCCGUCGAGCCCUACGAGCCGAUGAAUGAGGUGUCCACCAAGAAGCGACACAGGCGCGCAUUGUGGGAGCGCCUCAUCGGCUCUGCCGCCGUCGCUGUCCGAUAA